Messenger RNA from Aureobasidium musti, 1443 nucleotides. NCBI's taxonomy places the organism in Eukaryota, Fungi, Ascomycota, Dothideomycetes, Dothideales, Saccotheciaceae. The record is from the annotation of a GenBank genome assembly.
AUGUCCAGCAUCGAAGAUCCAAAGCAACUAUCCAUCCGCACAGGUCAGACAUCGCAUAAUGCUCUAGGUAUCAAUGCCCCGCCGUCGCCAGCAUACAAGUCAGCUCCGGCAGACUCGUCCGUGCACUAUACCUGCUUCAUCCGACUGCCAUUUCCCAGAGGCGAUUUUGUAGAUCCGCCACAGGUAUUGAAUAUUCCCAAAUGUGCUUUUGGACAGGGUUUAAUGUGGAUANNGGUUGACUGGAACUCGACCAAAGACCGUGCACUAUGGAAAAUCAUCUCUAAGGCUUCUAACAGCAAAGAGCUGGACUGUAUGNNUACCGACCUGUGCCACUCGAUACAUACUUCAGCUGACAAGUGUAGAUCUACAAAGUUUGAGGUUUCCCUAGCCUUUCUCCUUCAGCAGGCAGCAUGGCUCUAUGAACGCCAUUUUGCACAGAUGAAAGCGCAGAUGAAGAAGCUCAGUCCUUCAGCUUGUCCGUCGCCUCUUCCACCUGAUUCUACGGGCAAUGUUGCUGUGAGCAGCAAUGCGACCGCAUUCGCAGUUGCCAGUCAAGGUCAAAGGGCNCCCUCAGCUCUCUCAGCACGUAUGCGCGAUAGUCCCACUCCAACUCUGGGUUCAGGUGGUUCAGGAGUGUUUCGCCAGCCUAACAUGCUACCUACUUUGUCCACAGCUAACCAGCAAACAAAGACCGAGGGCCUCUCUCGCACACCUUCCACAAGAACACUGACACAAAGCCGCACCGGCCCACCCGCCAGUCCAGCACAACCAAGCAAUCGAGCCUUCAACCCAGCCUUCGGGAACCACAGAAAGCCCGUAUCACCCCAGCGCGAGAUAUCAGAGCCAGACUCGGAUCCACUGCAGGAGUCAGAAUCGGAUUCUUCUUCUGAAGGCGAGAGUCAGAGUAUGGCGCGCAGCCAAGCCUUCAGACGACCAACGCACUACAACAAAGGCAGGUAUGGCUAUGAUGACGAAGACGAGGAUGAAGAUGGCGAGUCCUCUGGUGGAUUCUUGCCGUUCGCUACUACGGCUACUGGAAGUGCUGAUCCUGCUGCAACGCUCAAAUCACCGGUCAAACGUGCGUAUGAGCAAAGGGUAAUUGGUCCUGACUCUUCUGCGUCUUCGGCAAGCUCUGCAGCAGUCACUCAAGCCACCACAGGCACCGGCAGGCAGAGAGAACUCACUCGAGGCGAUUAUGUACAUGCGUCUCCAGCCAGUGCGUUGAGCCCCAAACACCGCGAAGAACUUUCCAAACUCAGCCCGAUGGUUCGUAGAGAGGGCAGUGAGGGCACACCGAGCAUGGGAAGCUCAUUCAGCGAUCUUGACGAUGCUAGUAUAUCUCAGUCGGCCAUAGAAGAGGCAUUCAUGAGCCACAUGCAACACGGCUCUACCACGAGCAGGAUGAGCUCCAUCAGCCAGGCAUUGAGGAGCAAGUACCUGUGA